Molecule: messenger RNA, 1242 nt
Organism: Klebsormidium nitens
Lineage: Eukaryota; Viridiplantae; Streptophyta; Klebsormidiophyceae; Klebsormidiales; Klebsormidiaceae
Source: the annotation of a GenBank genome assembly
AUGCAGCAAAUGCUGCCAAUGCAGGCGGUCUUUUCCUCGCUGCUGUCUCUAUUUCUGCGCUUCACCACUCCUCAGCCUUCUCUGGUGACGACCUUCCACGUGCCACGCCGCCUGCGUUGCUGCCUCUACUAUCCUCCUUCCUACACAACCACAAGCAAGCGACCAUACCCUGUGUACAUCAACCUGCAUGGAGGAGGGUUCGAUGCUGGGACUCCUGAGUCCGAUGGCGAGUUUUGUGCGUUCCUUGCUGAGAGAGCUGACUGCAUAGUCUGUUCGCCAGAGUAUAGACUGGCUCCAGAGUACCCCUAUCCAGCAGCAUUACAGGACUGCCUGGCAGCUUUGGAUUGGGUCGAGCAGACACUUCAACCCCCUCGAAUCGCUUUGGAAGGCUUCAGCGUUGGGGGAACAUUUGCUCUAAGUGUGGCUCAGCUGCAAACAAGCAAGCUCUCUUCUGUAGUAGCCGUCUUUCCUAGUCCCAUGGACCUGUCUGAAAACUCCGUCCAUGACUUUACCAACAAGGACCCUAUGAAGCGAAACAUGUAUCACGAGGCGUAUCUGCUGUCUACAAGCCGAGACAGCCUGACCGACCCGCUCCUGUCCCCAGCAUACGCCGUUCGCUCAGAGCUCCCGCCUUCGGUGCUCUUCAUUGCGGCACGCUUUGACCCCAACAUUCAGGAUCUGCUCAAGUUCAUGGAGAAGAUGAAAGCUGAGAAAGGCUUCAUUGGGAAAGUGUACGAAGACGUCUUCCAUGGUUGGGUGAACGUCCCAGACUCUUUGGGGUUCUUUCUGGGGGCAGAGAGGAAGGAGAAGAAGUGGGAUGCUUUCAGGCUGAUUGCUCAGGAGAUCAAGAAAGGUUUCUAUGUGUAGUUUCCCGGUUCUUGACACAACACCGGACUGUACCUAGGAAGCAAGCAUUGACUAAUUAGCAGCGGGACAGGCGUCAGCUAAAUAUUCGUAACUACCUUGUAAGAACAAGGACCGGAGUGACUAGGUUUUGAGAUGCUUGCCCCUUGAUCCAGACUGUCACAGUUCCCUGUUUUGUAAGAUUAAACAAAGUGUGGACAAAGAGUAUUCGGAAACGUACAAGAGGUUUCCGAAGCAUAAUUGGACAAUAGAAUAAGUAUGAAUGCUUAGGCUAGUUACUUCCUGUACAGUUUUGGAAAACCUUUGUUUCCAAAAAAUGUCGAUUCUCUCUCCUACAGUUUUCAACAUUCUGGCCAGAUUGGAAUUCACGUCGGCUUG